Molecule: messenger RNA, 741 nt
Organism: Lactuca saligna
Lineage: Eukaryota; Viridiplantae; Streptophyta; Magnoliopsida; Asterales; Asteraceae
Source: the annotation of a GenBank genome assembly
AUGGGUUUCUCUGGAUCAAUUUUUAAAUUAAAGGGUUUCUUUGAGUUGAUGAGCCUGAUGAAAAACCUUGUUGCAGGAAAACCUUGUCUUGAUUUGGAAGAAAAAGGGGUUGUUAACAAAAUCGAAGUAGGUGAUGGUUGUGUUUUUGAUCAUCUAGCACCAAUUCGUGACUUAUCUUUCUCUGGAAUCUCUUUAUUCGGUGCAUUUCAAGCAUUUUGUUUUGAAGUUAUACAGCCCCACAGUAGAUCACCACCUCCAGCCAACCUUCCCUCUCGUCACAAGACUCAACUGAAACCAAAAAACGGAGUAGCAGAAAACCAACAGCAGGAGGCUGCCGGCCUCCACCCAUCAUCACCGAACUACCAUUCUGCUGCAAGCUACCUCCACCGGCCACCACUUGUUGCCAUAGGAAAUCGAACUAAUCCCGGAGAUCACGACCUCACGGCAAUACAUUCUGGUCUUCAGAACUACUCGUUUACCACUCGAUAAGGAAAUCAGUGAAAUUUCGGGCACACUCAGACGAUGGAAAACAUGGCUCGCAAGUACUUUAAUUUUCUACUUUUGAACUGUUAUGCCUCACUGUUAAGGCAAACUCGUAUUAUUAUUUUAUUACUAUCUGUAAGAACCAUGUAUGAAAACAUAAAAAUGUAAUGAAAUGUUGUUUUGUUUAUUGUUGUACUUGUGCUGUAUAUUCAAUUUAUCUGUGAUCCAUGAACUUAGUCGCACAGCCCGGCAUGUUUC